Mycotypha africana is the source of this 2046-nucleotide messenger RNA. RefSeq names its product PINIT domain-containing protein. Gene Ontology annotation, biological process: protein sumoylation. The transcript is spliced from 8 exons. Bases 127 to 2046 code for a protein of 639 amino acids. Gene Ontology annotation, molecular function: SUMO ligase activity; zinc ion binding. The record is from RefSeq and is a predicted model, not a curated record. NCBI's taxonomy places the organism in Eukaryota, Fungi, Mucoromycota, Mucoromycetes, Mucorales, Mycotyphaceae.
UCUACAGGAACAAGUUCUUUUAAAACAGUAAUUCUUUUUUAUUUUUAAUUUUUUUCUUCAUUUGAUUUUCUCUGUCACCCUUCUUCUGUAUCAUUUAUUUAAUAAACGUUAGUCAGAAAAGAAUCUAUGAACAGUACUCUUGAGAGUUUAAAAGCAGAUCUGCGAAAAGUGAGAGUCAAAGAGAUCACAGAGUGCAUCAGAGCAGUCAAUCAAGAGGGAAAUUUUUAUGGGAAAAUACCUACAACUGGCAGAAAAGAUGAUCUUAUCGAACGGUUCGUCACUUUUAUUUAUGCUCUGCUGGCAAAUAACAGGAGGGCUGCAGUAGCCGAUAUCGUCCGCAUAGUCAACGACCAGCUACCCAAAAAAAUUAAUUGGCGGUUUGAAAAUAAUACUGUGAUCGUUAGUUCACCUGCUAGCGUAAAAGUAACUGCAGAGAAACCACCUGUGAAAAUAAAUCAACUAUCAUUCCAAGAAAGCCCUUUCAUCAAACCCCUAGAGAGACUGACAACCAUCAAAAUAUGCCCAAUUUCUAGCAAUACUCGACAAAGCAAACUGUUCACUUUUUCGUUGACUGAUGAAAAUCGAGAACUACUGUUAUCCAACGAUUCAACAUCCUAUCAGCUACGGUUUUACUGCUCCAAAUACACAGGCAAUACAUCCAAUCUUUUAAUCGAGUUCCCGCCUAUCUGCGAAGUGAGAGUGAACGAUUGUGUUAUCGCUGGUUCGUCGUUACGUUGUCUUAAAGGAAAACCAGGCACUGUCCAUCCUCCAGACAUUUCAGUGAUGGUAAAAAAGAAGGAACAGAAUAAUGUUGAAUUGAUAUAUAUCAAUAACGAAUCAGCUUAUGUUGCAAGUGUUUACAUUGUACAAAAAACCUCUGUCAACGAGUUGAUAAAGCAGAUGAAGGAAGAACGAGUGAUAUCAAAAGAUACCGUCCUUGAAAAAUUAAAACAGACACAGCAAGAUUCAGAGAUCAUCAUGGAGUCAGAGACUUUAUCGAUGAAAGACCCACUUGCCUUCACUCGUAUUGUCACGCCUAUUCGAUCAAAAGCCUGCCAUCAUCUGCAGUGCUUCGACGCUUCUGUUUAUUUGACGAUGAAUGAACAAACACCAACAUGGACUUGCCCCGUAUGCUAUCGAGCCAUAGAGAAAUUUCAAGAUUUAUUUGUGGAUGAAUAUUUUGAAGAAAUAUUAAAAAACGCGCCUAAACAUAUCGACAGUGUUCUUGUAGAGCCGGACGGACAAAUUACUAUUGUGGAUGACAACCCAGAUUUGGCUGGCGAAACGUCUGAGACGGAGGAGGAAGGAAACGAGCCUAGUCAUAUAGAAAGUAAAGCAAAAGCGCCAGUGACUAUUCUACUGGACGAUGACGAUAAUGAUGAAGGCGAAGCACACCCGAGUACAAGCGCCAACGUAACAGCAGCGACAACGCUUCCUAGCAACAACGUUGCUGUUCAUCAACCCUAUAUGAACAAUACAGUUGUAAUCAAAGCAUCAUCGGAUGACGAUGCUAUUAUCACCACCCAUCAUAUACCCUCAGUUUCUUCUGUACAGCCAAACACGAAUAGCCACUCGGCAAAUACACAGCAUAUUUCUGGAGUCAUUACCGGAAAGAAACGGACGAGAAGAGAGGUCAUUGAUUUGACAUUAGACAGUGAAGAAGAAAAGGAGGAGGAGGAGGAGGAGGAAGAGGAGGAUCAACAGCAACGAAAAGCACCAAGGAAUCAUUUACAAAUAGAGGGCAGAUAUGAAAGCUCGGAUGAAGAUUUGAUACUACCCCAUCAUGGUUCUAUAUUCAAUCAUGGAGCAAACCAUGACCAUGGCUCACCGAGCAUAUACAAUCACGGAGCCAACAAUGGCAAUGGCUCAUCGAGCAUGUAUCUGAAUCAUGAUAAUGGCUCAACGAUCCUAUUCAAUCACGAUGCAAACAACGACAAUGGCUCAACAAGUAGUAGUGUGAAGUUUUCGAUGAAUAGCAGUAGUAGUAUUUCUCCGCCAGUAAGCUCCACUGCCUCUCCACCAACGAGCGGUUAUAGCACGUUUUAA